AUGCAGACUGGAGCCUCACGAAUCAAAGUGUUGGAUCCGGUAUUUGUGCCCGUUGAGGCGACCUCUGACGGACGCCAACUGCUGCAUCGUUACUACGAGAACGAAGAUGAAGUGGCUGGUGCGCAGUCAACGAGUAAUUCGAGUAGUGCAGGCCUGGAGGAUGAUUAUGAGUUGGUUGACCCUGUAGACAUAAUUGCUAUAGGGAAUGAUGAUGACGACGACGAUAUCCAAAAAGCAUUAAGAAAGCUGGAAGAAUCCAGAAACAUGCUUGAUGAGCCCGUUGUUUUAAGCACUUCUGUGAGUGAUGAAUUAAUUGAGCAAGCAUCAGAUAGAAGACAACAGAUUGUAACGGGCGGUAGCUGA
Molecule: messenger RNA, 363 nt
Organism: Gongylonema pulchrum
Lineage: Eukaryota; Metazoa; Nematoda; Chromadorea; Rhabditida; Gongylonematidae
Source: the annotation of a GenBank genome assembly